CGCAAAUAAAGUAAUUGCGAAUAACAGCCAUCCAGGUCCGGGUUUCUUUCAUUGGUCUUCCCUAGCAACUCCCUUGUAUAACAGCGCUUACACCGUCGUCAUCGCGGAUACACCGAAAGGCCAGAUCACGAGAAGACAUCUAUCAUUGUUACUGCACCAAACAUCAUCGCGCGAUCCUGUCAAAAACCGGAAACCUUCAGAAAUUCAUAGGUCUCAAAAUGAGCGCUACUGUUAAAGUCGGAUCUUCGACGCAAUGGCGCCAGAUCUUAAGCUCGUCAGCCAUCGUGGUCGCGGACUUCUAUGCGGACUGGUGUGGUCCUUGCAAGAUGAUCGCUCCAGUGUUUGAGUCGCUGUCGGCCAAAUACUCCAAACCCAACAAGAUCACCUUCUGCAAGAUUGACGUCGAUAGCCAGCAGGAAGUGGCCCAGCAGUAUGGCGUGCGCGCCAUGCCGACCUUCCUCAUUUUGCACAACGGCUCUGUGAUCGACACUAUCCAGGGAGCUAACCCCCCAUCUCUUACGGCCGCCGUUGAUAAGGCUGUCAAAUUGGCCGGCGGUGCUGCGGGUGGUGGUGCUGUUUUCAAGACCGCCGGACACCGACUCGGGGGCAGUGGAGCAGCCGGGUCCCGCCCCGGGACAUCGGUAGCCCGUCCGUGGAAGUGGGAUCUCAACAGCUUGAUCAAGACAAUCAUCGCUUUUAUUGGACUUUACAUCACUUCGCUGUUUUCGCUUGACCCAUACAAGGCGGCAGAAAACUCCCCAUUCAACAAGAAGAAUCCUCCACCACAAGCACGGUCAUCUACGGGCAGUGCUGCUGGAAAAAAGCCCGCGCCGCGCGCUACGUUCAAGACGUUGUCUGACUUGGGCAAUUAGAGUUGGUGACCAGAGCAGUAAGAUAUCGUUAAGCGUAGCAUGCUGGAGUAAGGGCGUCGAAGGCGUUUCGGACAGGCGGCAGUUGGUCUUUGGUCUCCUCGCCGCAUUUUUUCCUAGUUUCUUUUGCCCUUUUGGAAACUGAUACUUAUUAAUCAAAAGACACAUAGCACCUGUUUAUGCCUUUUCUCGUUGUAGUUGCCACCGUGACAACCCCUCUUCGUGUAAAUAGGGGCCCGGUGAUAGGCCACUGUCACGUGUGAACGUGUGGUCCGUGUAUCCACUAAAACAUAAGCUAGACAGAGGAC
Messenger RNA from Neurospora tetraspora, 1177 nucleotides. RefSeq names its product thioredoxin-like protein. Lineage: Eukaryota; Fungi; Ascomycota; Sordariomycetes; Sordariales; Sordariaceae. Gene Ontology annotation, cellular component: cytosol. The transcript is spliced from 3 exons. Bases 219 to 872 code for a protein of 217 amino acids. Gene Ontology annotation, molecular function: protein-disulfide reductase activity. The record is from RefSeq and is a predicted model, not a curated record.